Lacerta agilis (Sand lizard) is the source of this 2616-nucleotide messenger RNA. RefSeq names its product keratin, type I cytoskeletal 10-like. Gene Ontology annotation, molecular function: structural molecule activity. The transcript is spliced from 14 exons. Bases 16 to 2403 code for a protein of 795 amino acids. The record is from RefSeq and is a predicted model, not a curated record. Lineage: Eukaryota; Metazoa; Chordata; Lepidosauria; Squamata; Lacertidae.
GCAGAUGACUUCAAAAUGAAGUAUGAAAACGAGGUGUUCCUCCGCCAGAGCGUUGAGGCAGACAUCAAUGGUCUGCGCAAAGUCCUUGAUGAACUGACUCUGUCCAGGAGCGACCUAGAAAUGCAGAUUGAGACCCUGACUGAAGAGCUGGCUUACCUCAAGAAGAACCAUGAAGAGGAAAUGAAAAGUUUGCAAGGCGCGACCUCCGGGAAAGUCAACGUUGAAAUGAACGCUGCCCCAGGAAUUGACCUAACUACCCUCUUGAACAAGAUGAGAGCAGAGUAUGAGGCUCUGGCAGAGCAGAAUCGCAAAGAUGCUGAAACCUGGUUCGCCGAAAAGAGUAAGGAACUGAACGUGAUGAUCAACGUGAGUGCCAAGGAGACCAGCACCAACAAGAAUGAGAUCACAGAUUUGAAACGCACCCUUCAGGCUUUGGAGAUAGACCUGACAUCUCAACUUGCUUUGAGGCAAUCGCUGGAAGCCACCUUGGCGGAGACAGAAGGCCACUACUGUGCCCAGAUCUCCCAAAUGCAAGGGUUGAUUGGCAACGUGGAGAGCCAAGUACAACAAAUCAGGGAGGACAUGGAAUGCCAAAAUGCAGACUACAGGCAGCUGCUGGAUAUCAAGAUCCGCCUUGAGAAUGAGAUUGAGACUUACCGGCAUCUGAUCGAUGGAGGAGUAAGUGCAUCUGGACACGGAGGUAGCAAAGAUCUGGGAUCAAAAAAUGUGGGGUCUGCAACAGGUGCAGGAUUAAGAGGCUCAGAAUCUGGUGCAAGAGGCACUGGAUCUGGCACAGACUCCGGUGGCAGAGGAACUGCAGGUGGGAACACGCAUUCUGCAUCCAGAGAAAAAGCCUUAAAAGCCCACCAGCUCGAUGCACUCUUUCUAAUCCGCUUGCCUUGCUUGUUUCACGGGACAGGACCUUCCUCUUGCUCAGACACCAUGGCUCUCUCUGUCCACACUGGCUCUUCCCGACAGCUCUCCUCGUACAGUGUUGGUGGCGGGGGCGGUGGAGGGUCUGUCAGACUGUCUAGCGGCGUAGGAUUUAGUGGCGGCUCCAAAUUUGCCGGAGGUUACUCAACAGGUGGUUAUGGAGGAGGAAGCCUUAGUGGAGGAUAUGGAAUGGGCUUGGGUGCAGGUCUGGGGGGUGGGUACGGAGGGGGCUUGGGUGGCGGUUUUGGGGGCGGCGGUGGUUUUGGGGGUGGCGUUGGCAGCGGCGGCUUUGCGAGCGGCUUUGCGAGCGGCAUGGGCGGCAUGGGCGGCGGCUUUGGGGGAGGGGAUGGGGGUCUCCUGAGUGGCGAUGAGAAGCAGACCAUGCAGAAUCUCAACGACCGCCUUGCGAACUACCUGGGCAAAGUCCACGCUCUCGAGGAGGCCAAUACAGAGCUUGAGCACAAGAUCAAGGAAUGGUAUGCAAAGCACAGCACUCCAGAGACCAACCGAGACUACAGCAAAUAUUUUAGCAUCAUCGAAGAUCUUCGGAACCAAAUUGUUAGAAACACCAUUGAGAACGCUGGGGUCGUUCUGCAAAUCGACAAUGCUCGGCUGGCUGCUGAUGAUUUCAAACUUAAGUAUGAGAACGAAUUGUUCCUGCACCAGAGUGUGGAGAGUGACAUCAAUGGCCUGAGGAGAGUCCUGGAUGACUUGACCAUGACUAGGUCCGACCUCGAGUUGCAGAUCGAAGGGUUGAAUGAGGAGCUUGCCUACCUCAAGAAGAAUCAUGAAGAGGAACUGAUGAGCUUCCGAGGGGUAACCAGCGGAGACGUCAGCGUCGAAAUGGACGCCGCUCCCGGAAUUGAUCUGACCAAGCUGCUGAACGAGAUGAGAGCCCAGUAUGAAGAGCUCGCGGACAAGAACAGGAGAGAGGCAGAAGAGCAGUUCAACAAGCAGGUUGGAGCUCUGAGGCAGGAGAUAUCGGCCAACGUGGACCAGCUGAGCACAGGCAAGAGUGAAGUUACGGAUCUGAGGCGCACACUGCAAGGCCUGGAGCUGGAACUGCAGGCUCAGCUUGCCAUGAAACAAUCCCUGGAAGGCACUUUGGCGGAAACAGAACGAAAUUACUGUGACCAGCUCGCGCAAUUACAGGGUCAGAUUGGUGGCUUAGAGGAACAGCUUCUGCAGAUUCGGGCUGAGAUGGAGAACCAGAAUGCAGAAUAUCAGCAGCUGUUAGGCAUCAAGACACGCCUGGAGCAGGAGAUAGAGACCUACCGCCGCCUACUGGACGGAGAAGGGGGUGGUUUUGGGUCUUACGGAUCUUCGAGCCACAGUAGUUCGAUGAGUUACGGAGGCUCUGGCAAAGAGUCAACAAAAACCAGAAUGGUGAAGACGAUUGUGGAAGAAAUGGUUGAUGGCAGAGUCGUUUCGUCCCAGGUCAAAUCGGUCGAAGAGAAGCCAACUAAAUAACUAUCAAGAAUCCAUUUUUACCAUGUCCUGGCAGAGCAGCAAGAAAGGAAGCCUUCAAGAGAAAUCAUUUCUUCUUUAGAAAAGCCUAUUUCUAGAAGUUCCUCACUCCUUUCCUCUUUUUUUAAAGCAAAUCAUCAAAGUGCAUUCUGAAAUCUUGAUUUCUUUUAGCUGUGGGUAGUUCAAUAAACCUUUUUUUACUGUUUGCAUAUCAUA